This is a messenger RNA of Trichoderma atroviride IMI 206040, 654 nucleotides long. RefSeq lists its product as uncharacterized. Lineage: Eukaryota; Fungi; Ascomycota; Sordariomycetes; Hypocreales; Hypocreaceae. The record is from RefSeq and is a predicted model, not a curated record.
AUGUCCUGCCCAACCUCCCCCCUAGACAAAUCUCUCCCGCCGCUCCCUCCCAAGAACCUUCUCAGAGCUCUCCCACCAAUUCCUCCCAGAAACCCUCUCAAGCUUCUUCCCAUCCGUCCCAGAAGCCCCUUUACAACUCCUCCUCCCUUUUGGCCUCUGCCCGCAACACCCACAACAACCCCAAUCCCUGCCAGUGAUCCCAGAAGACUUUCUCAAGCGUCAACUCUCCAGGAUCUCACUCAGCCGAGAGACUCUUCUCGUCGUGACUCAUUCACUCUUCCGCCCACAACUGCCCUCUCACAAAAUAGCGGCCUCACCAAUCCCAAUCUCGACCUCAAUAAUCUGCACCUCCUCACCCAAGAAGGCUUCUAUCACGUCAAACUCUACCCCGCUGUUGGCUCUUCCCCUUCUCAAAUACAAUAUUGGCUCCGCGCAGAGGACGUUCUGGUAGGUCUUCCGGGAAAGGACCGUGUUCCUGCGGGACAUUGGUCGAAACUUGUGCAGCUCGCGCAAGAGACAAGCAUUGGGCAGAGAAGUGGUCAAGAGUCAGAGCGAAAGAGCGCAGAGGUCCAAGAGGUGAGUCUUUUAACCGCGUUGUAUACUCCUGGGCAAGAAGAGGGCACGGUGAUGGACGUCGUGGACACGAAAGAAUAA